GCACUGCUGGUGCUGACGUAACCUGACGCACAAAGACAGAGGAUCCGCCUCCAAACUCGACUCACUCGGCAACCAAGUCAGUGCUCAGUGCUGUGCGCACGGAGCCCCGUCCCCGCUAUUGUCGUUUCUGCUCUGCUGUUUCUCUGUCAUCCCCUUCCCUCCAUCACUUCCUCCUACAUUAUAAUAGUUUCACUGUGACUGCCUGCGGUCGGCUAACAAGGAAGCGUGGGGAGCGUGGCUCUUCACUUUCGUAGAGAGGGCGUAUGGCGGACAGUCAUUAUUCAGAAAACAACAGCCAAAGCAUAUUAAUCCAAAACAAGCAACCGGGACGAGGAGAAAUUCGAACUGCAAAAUGGCAACAACCACUUAUUCUGGAUUAUGGUCGUGACAUGUUAUGAACUCUUCGCAAAGUUUUAAUGUCAUGCAUAUUUACUUUGUUUUUAGCGCACCAUAAAGACAGCUUUCCAAACCGCUAUUUUGUAUCGCUGUCAGUUACUUUUAUUAAUUGAAAUUUGAAUCACUGUCCUGGACUGCGUGGUCGUGUACUUGUCCUUUGCGUUUUAAAUGUGGCACACUCACUGACCGCCGCCGUGCUGCACGAGUCCUUUAAUAAUUCAGGGUAAAUCUGUGGACGUGAGUUGGCACCAGCGACCGACAUGGGGGCUAAGCAGAGCAGCCCAGCCGCUAACGGACGGACCAGGGCUUACUCGGGUUCGGAUCUACCUUCUAGCACCUCUACUACCAGCAAUGGGAACGGUAGGACUGCAGCCAUGGCAAUGAGCUAUCACUCCUACGGCCAGUCGGCUCACGGGGCCUCGGGAACCACAGUGACCUCCAGUCAACACAUUGGCCCCAGGACGAGGUCCGUGGGAGGCAGUUCUGGAGGGUCAGGGCCAAGACCCCAGUCAGGCAUCAACAUCCCCAACAGCAGUGGAGCCUACAGCUCGCAGGAGUCUGGCAGCAGCACCCCGGAGGAGGCCGAGAGGGACAGGUCCAGCGGGGGGCAAGGGGGUCCCCGGUUGUUGAUUGGAUCAUUACCAGCACACCUAUCGCCUCACCUUUUUGGAGGCUUCAUGUGUCCUGUCUGCUCCAAGUUCGUCUCCACGGAUGAGAUAGAUCUACACAUCGUCAUGUGCUUGACCAAACCCAGAGUGACGUAUAACGAGGAUGUCCUGAGUAAGGAUGCAGGGGAAUGUGCAAUCUGCCUAGAGGAGCUGGUACAGGGGGACACCAUUGCUCGCCUGCCCUGUCUCUGCAUAUACCACAAAGGCUGUAUUGAUGAGUGGUUUGAGGUAAACAGAUCGUGUCCAGAACAUCCCUCAGACUAAAGGGCCUCGCUACUUUUCUCCACAGGUUUCUUACUCCCUCGAUAAGAAGAGUGAUCUGCUCCAAUAACAACAGUCCUCAAUGUGAAUCCCCUCCCUUUCCCCGUCGACCAAGGAGACUUCUGGACAGACACACUGUGACUCUGUGGCCAGUACAGAACUUACCCCUGACCCUACCCCUCUACCCCCACCACCUCCAGUACGUCUCAACAGCCCUCAACACACUUCACCCUGACCCUACCCCUCUACCCCCACCACCUCCAGUACCUCUCAACAGCCCUCAACACACCUCACCCUGACCCUACCCCUCUACCCCCACCACCUCCAGUACCUCUCAACAGCCCUCAACCCACCUCACCCUGACCCUACCCCUCUACCCCCACCACCUCCAGUACCUCUCAACAGCCCUCAACACACCUCACCCUGACCCUACCCCUCUACUCCCACCACCUCCAGUACCUCUCAACAGCCCUCAACACACCUCACCCUGACCCUACCCCUCUACCCCCACCACCUCCAGUACCUCUCAACAGCCCUCAACACACCUCACCCUGACCCUACCCCUCUACCCCCAUCACCUCCAGUACGUCUCAACAGCCCUCAACACACCUCAACUCAAACCAGUCAAGUACCGCAGUGUGCCAAAACUCAUUAAAAGCAAUUUUCAGGGAAACUACAUUUAAUGCUGAUCUAUCUAUUUAUCUCCACACACACACACAAUCUGCUCCAAGACCAGACAGACACAGACACACAAAUACACACUCACAAACACAACCAACCUCUGCUUUGUCCUCAAAGAGACAGACAGACAGACAGACAGACAGACAGACAGACAGACAGACAGACAGACAGACAGACAGACAGACAGACAGACAUGCUUAUCCGCCAGCCUGAUGUUGAGGGGAAGACACAACACCUCUUUUGCACAACUAUCCAAUCAGGAAAAGCUGUUGCUCUCAACACGCCCUCUCACUCUCUGCUGGAUCAAUGGAACGGCUGUAUAUGCCACCCACAGACGUUUUGCAUUCCAUCCCAUUUGCCGUGCCUCAGUGAUUCAGCUGCUGUGAUUGGCUGAGCUCCAGGGCUACUGUGACUUGGAAUUCCCUCCUCCUGUGUUAUUGGACAGCAGAUUCAGGUCUCCUCCCAUCUGUUUGGUCUGAGUGAUUGUACACCUGGACAUUUCGGGGAGCAAGCUGAGGGGAGAAGGGGCAAGGGGAAGUCAGUCCUCAUACCCCUCUCCCACUCUUUCCCCAUCCUCACCAACUGUGUCUACCAGUGCCUUCACCUUCAGAUCCUAAUGGCCUACCAGGGCAAAGUCAGGACAACAGAACAGUGUGAUUGGUGGGUGGGGGACAGAGGACAGGAGGUCAGGUAUCAGUCUAUACUAAAUCCUCCCUCCCUAACCCUUCCCCCUGUUUGUUGUUGACUGGAUGACGACAGACGGAGAGAGACCCAGCAGAGAGUCAGACUCAGCUGAAUGUGAAACUCUUCUUAACUCUAACCUUUACUCCACUGGGACAUGACUGGAACUGGAACUGGCCCUGGCUGCUAGCCACACUGAAAUUAGAAGUGCCCUGCUAUAUGCUGUCCUGCUCUCUCUUUCUCACUCUCUCCUUUCCCCUGACUAGCUAUCUAACUCACAACCUUCAAUGCCUCUGUGGUAGCAACAAGACGUGAACUGGACUGUGCUACCAGAAGCGUGUGGCUCGGCUAGUGGCAACUACAACUCCCAGCAGGCACUUCUCUGGAGUGAGAACGUUAAUUAGUUUUUGUAGCAGCAAUAGCUGUCUGACUGGGAGAUGAGGCCCUCUGUGCUUAGCCUGAAUCCGCAGCUGAAUUACUGUGUUUCACAAUUGUUUUACUGUACAUCUUCAGUUUGGCAAUUGUAAAGAGGAGCAAUUCAGUUGGGAUCCAGGCUACAAUGUGCUGACCCCAGAUCAGAUAUCCCCCUCCCCCAGGGGCCAGGUGACAUUAUGUGGUGUAUAUACUCUAGCCUUCUACAGGGUUCACACACCCAUCCUCUUCUCUCUCUCACUCACUCACUUUGACUUUUAAUCGUUAUUUAUCAUUAUGAGACUUAGCAGUUAUUAUUAUGCAAAUUAUUUUAUUUUAAGUGUGCCGGUUUUGACAUAAUGGUGUAAUUGCAUAUCUGUGUAUGUAUGUGUGAGUUAUCGUGAAACUAAGUCAGGCCUUAAUGCAAGAGAAUGACAUGAAUAACUAUGUCUUCUAUUCAUGUUUGUCCAUUUCAGUGCUGUUUCAAAUAGCUGCCUGAGCUAGCACACUUUUUACCCAAUCAUAAUCAUCUACCAAUCAACCUAUCACAGUAGAGGUGAGAGGGCGGGGCAGGAGGUAGGCGAUUGAUGGAGCUCCAUGCCAAAGCCAAUCAGAAUAAGGGGAAGACUGAUGUCUUCAAAAAAGUUAUCAUUAGAAUGUUGGAUCCCCUGAAACUUUGUCAGCGUGUUUGAAGGUUAUACACAUUUCUUAUCUAAUACAUUUCAGCUUCCAGCAACCCUGUGUUGUAAUAUUUAAACAAGGCCUUGAUGUUGUUCUCUUUAAUGUUUUGAGAGCUUUCCCAGGAUGCGCUGCUAAUUAGUAUACUAGACCUCCAUCUUCACCAUUGGGUUGCGAAUAAGGGCAGAGUAAGAAACUGAUAGACAAAUUCAAUGAAUAAGACAAAAGGAUUUAUUGGCUAUGCUUUUCACAAUCAUUGUGGAGGAUUUUCAAUCUCCACAGUUUAGAGAUUUUAGAUUAUAGGAUAUUAUUAUGACAUAUCUAGGAAUAAGAUCAAUAGUGUUUAUAUUGGUUGCCCAAUUCAAACUUGUAACGACCAGUCAGACAAAUUAACAAAGAGCAUUAAUAGGGGAUCUGGGUAUUAUGGUAUGGAUAUACUAAAUAUAGUGUUACCAUGGCUACUGGGUCAGUUACACCAUAUUAACUGUGGUUUCUCCAAAAGAGCCCUCAUCAUGCCUCUAAAACAUGCUGCUAACAAUUUAUUUUUCAAGAAGUACAGCGAGGCAUAAAGCACUUUGGAAUUGGGACAAUAAAAAUACCACACCCAAAUGGACUGUUUCCCCAUUUGUCAUCAUGUACUAUAGCUAAUAAAGUUUCAUCUAAAUCCAGAUGGAAGUUUCUCCUCAUUGCACAUCAGUGAGGGAGAAACUAGAAUGUCUGGUCUGAAACUAGAAUGUCUAGUCUAACUGCAUGGUUUGUCCCAUGGCUACUGUACUGUAAAUGUAUUGAAAUGUUGUCGAAUGGCUCACGAUUGUGAAGCAUACAACUGUAUGUGUACAAUAUGCCCUUAUUGUCAUAGGUAUGUGUGUAGCACGAGGAUCCUCCCUAGCUAGCCUACCAGAACAGCCUUAUAUGAGCUACUGUAGCUAGAAUCAGUUUUAAAUCACAUUUGCCCCCCAUUUCAGUUUUGUCAGUCUUUUAUUUUGGAUAUUUGAGUUUCUUUGGGGGGCGAGUGGGGAGGCAGCCUAGCACCUAAACUGAUUUCGUUAUGUUUUACUGUAGAUAAUAUUGGUUUGGAUGUCAGGCCAGUGGUAAAGGAGGGGGGUUAAAUGGUAAUUUUGUGUAAAUGUUUUGGUUUUGCUGCUUAUGCUACAGUUGCCAAUUUGAGCCCAUAUCAAUCCAAUUGGAUCGAUGUCUAUCCAAAUCUACCGUGUUGAAAAGCUCCAUAUGGAUGGACUUGUGAGGAUGCAGUGUUGAAAACAGUCAACAUACAUGAAUGUGGGAUGUGUUAGAGAACACACAUGUCAUCAGGUAGCUAUACUUGAUGUUCCGUUCAUGAUACUAUAAUAUACCAUGACAGCGAACAUACUGUAGAUGAUUAUUAGUUGGGGAUGAGCUUGCUUGAAUGAAUGUGGAGGUGUAGUAGGGCAUUCAUGUAAUAGUUGAGAGGUGAAGGAAACUAUUUUUAUUUGGGUAAUACCUCCCAAGGUACUUCAGAGACAGGCCAACAGUACAUAACUAGAAAUGUUAUUUUAGAAACUUUUUAGACAUACAGUAUGUUAUAACAUUCCAUUUAUGUAAAAAUAUGUACAGAAUUUGAAAUUAAAAUAGCAACAUUUUUGGA
This is a messenger RNA of Salmo salar (Atlantic salmon), 5400 nucleotides long. Lineage: Eukaryota; Metazoa; Chordata; Actinopteri; Salmoniformes; Salmonidae. The record is from RefSeq and is a predicted model, not a curated record.